AUGGCGACGGAGCAAAGUUCUCCGCGUAACUCUCUGGUUUCAGUCGUGGAGGACGUUCUUCAGAAACAUGGAAUUCGAAGGAUUGAUUCGGCAUCGAAAAAAGUCGACGAAACUUCGGCUAGGCGGUACGAAGCGGCAGAAUGGCUAAGAAAGAUGGUGGGAGUCGCUGGGGGAAGCAAAGAUUUGCCGUCGCAGCCAUCGGAGGAGGAAUUCAAGCUUGGAUUGCGAAGUGGGAUCAUCUUGUGCAAUGUGCUUAAUAAGGUUCAACCUGGGAGGAUCGCUAAGGUAGUAGAAGGCCCUGGUGAUUCAUACAAUACGGCUGACGUGGCACCACUAUCAGCAUACCAGUACUUCGAGAACAUGAGGAAUUUCCACGUAGCUGCUGAGGAAAUGGGGCUUCCAUCCUUUGAAAACUCUGACUUGGAGCAGGGAGGAAAGUCAGCAAGGGUUGUGAACUGUGUUUUGGCACUCAAAUCGUACUACGAAUGGAAGCAAAAUGGAGGAACUGGACCAUGGAAGUAUGGUGGAACACCUAAACCAGCAGCCUCACCUUUUGGGAAGUUUACAAGGAAGACUACUGAACCAUUUGGGAAUCGAGGAUCAUCAUCGCCUUCUGGUGGCGAUGUAGAUACUAAUCGUGAUGAUUCUGAAGCAGCUGGACCUCGUUCGUUGAACAUGCUAGUUCAGGCAGCUCUUUCACAUAGAAACCAAGAAGAAAUCCCCAAUAUUGUGGAAUCUAUGCUGAGUAAAUUGAUGGAGGAGUUUGAGCGUCGGCUGGCAACUCAAAGUGAAGCAAUAAAGGCAGCAGAGAAGGAAGUUGCAGUAUCAACUGCGGAAUAUUCUCCUCCCGAAUCUCCUUCUAGCGAUGCGAAGAUGGAAGAUCAAGCUUCUCCACAGAUGAAUAGGGAAGAUCCUUACCGUGUGGAGUCGGGCAAUUUGCAGUAUUGUACGUAUGAGGAAUUGGAUGAACUGAGCCAAGAAUCUAAGAGAAAGCUUGCGAGACAGAGAAUGUUUGUUGAACAACAACAGAUGUACAUUCAGGAACUGAGACGAAACCUUCAUGCAACGAGAUCAGGAAUGCAGCUUAUGCGGACAAAGUACUUGGAGGAGUUUAACAACCUAGGGAAGCACUUGUAUAGUCUUGCUCAUGCCGCUUCAGGAUACCAAAGAGUCCUUCAAGAGAAUCGCAAGUUAUACAAUCAAGUACAGGACCUGAAAGGAAACAUUAGAGUAUACUGUAGAGUGAGACCAUUUUUGCCAGGGCAAGCUAGUCGAUUCAGUUCUGUGGAUCACAUAGAGGAAGGAAAUAUCUCAAUUAUCACACCUUCAAAGUAUGGGAAAGAAGGGAGGAAGAGUUUCAGCUUCAACAAAGUUUUUGGACCUAUGGCUACUCAAGCUGAAGUGUUUGCAGAUACGGAGCCAUUGAUUCGUUCUGUCCUUGAUGGGUAUAAUGUCUGUAUCUUCGCUUAUGGCCAAACUGGAUCUGGGAAAACUUACACCAUGAGUGGUCCAAACGAGCUUACGGAAGAAAGCCUAGGUGUCAACUACAGGGCAUUAAGUGAUCUUUUCCAGUUAUCAGCUCAACGGAAAGAAGUUAUCAGCUAUGAGAUCUCAUGUCAGAUGCUCGAAAUUUACAAUGAGCAAGUGAGAGAUCUCCUUACAAGUGACGCUCUCAACAAAAGAUAUCCUUUCCCUAUUGUCCUGCAUACAUUAGAAAUACGCAACAGUUCUAGCAAUGGAAUCAAUGUACCUGAUGCUGUCCUAGUACCAGUUUCAUCAACUUCUGAUGUCAUAAACUUGAUGAACACCGGGCAUAAGAAUCGUGCAGUGAGUGCUACAGCGAUGAAUGAUCGGAGUAGUCGAUCCCAUAGCUGCCUGACUGUUCAUGUUCAAGGAAGGGAUCUGACAUCCGGAAAUGUAAUUCGUGGCUCCAUGCAUUUAGUUGAUCUUGCCGGCAGUGAAAGAGUAGACAAGUCUGAGGUGACGGGAGACCGAUUGAAGGAGGCUCAGCAUAUCAACAAGUCCCUUUCUGCAUUAGGAGAUGUGAUUGCUUCUCUUGCAGUUAAAAGCAAUCAUGUUCCUUACAGGAACAGUAAACUCACACAGUUACUCCAAGACUCACUCGGCGGGCAAGCCAAGACACUAAUGUUUGUCCACAUAAGUCCUGAGCCUGACGCUCUUGGAGAAACACUCAGUACAUUGAAAUUCGCUGAACGGGUUGCUACUGUUGAGCUUGGUGCAGCUAAGGUUAACAAGGAAAGCACAGAGGUUAAAGAUCUCAAAGAUCAGAUUGCUAGCCUCAAGGCAGCUCUGGCAAGGAAAGAAGGAGGGGAAAUGGACCAAUCCCAACAUUCUGGAUCAAGUACUCCAGAAAGAUUCGGAUCAAAGACUGGUGGAGCUUCUCCUACCCAGCACAGUUGGCAUGGUGGAAGUAGCAGCAUGUCAAAUGGUCAUGGGCAAGCAACGGAAGAAGCCAGCAGCAACCAGGGUAUGAAGAACUUAACAUCAUCACUGUCCAUGGGACGAAGGAGAAGCUUGGACCCUUAUGAUUUACGAGUAAACCCUCCACCAACAUGGCCAGCCAUUGAAAGGGCAGCAUCAGAGAAUGGGAAGGAAGAUGACAAGGAGUCAUGUUCAGGUGAGUGGGUUGAUAAGGCAGUGGUGAACAAGAAUUAUGAGCAGUGGGAGGCGGAGAACAGCAGACAAUUGCCAGAUCCAUUUCAUCAGGGUUUUGCCAGGAUCCAUCCUGAAGUGUCAUCAUUUAAUUAUAAACCUGCAGCAAACAACAACAGAAAGGACAGCUACCAGCAGCACCACCAAGAUUUCGAUGUGAGGAGCAGCAGGUGUGAAGUAAUGUCCACUGAUGGUUCGGAUGAUCUAGACGCCGGCACCAGUGAUUCAUCUGAGCCAGACUUGAUGUGGCAGUCUUCUUCUGCUGCUGCUUCAAAUGUUGCUAGAAUGUCCAGCCCCAGCAGCCUUCCCACCUUAGCAGGAGGCGGUGGUACUAAAGUAAAGAAGCUGAAUACUAAGUCAUUGAAGACUACAGAGAUCAGGAGUAUGAUCCCAUCGUUGAUUCCUUCUCCUUCAUCAACUGCAAAGAAAAUACCUAAUGGGGUUAGUUUGGGGCUAAAGAAGCCACAAAAGCAACAAAUCCCGAUGGAUGGGAAGAGGAAAAGUGGGUUUGCAAAGUGA
This is a messenger RNA of Linum trigynum, 3192 nucleotides long. Lineage: Eukaryota; Viridiplantae; Streptophyta; Magnoliopsida; Malpighiales; Linaceae. The record is from the annotation of a GenBank genome assembly.